This is a messenger RNA of Fukomys damarensis (Damara mole-rat), 765 nucleotides long. RefSeq names its product sorting nexin 3 (gene Snx3). Gene Ontology annotation, cellular component: early endosome membrane; retromer complex. NCBI's taxonomy places the organism in Eukaryota, Metazoa, Chordata, Mammalia, Rodentia, Bathyergidae. Gene Ontology annotation, molecular function: phosphatidylinositol-3-phosphate binding. The transcript has 4 exons. Gene Ontology annotation, biological process: late endosome to Golgi transport; endocytic recycling. The record is from RefSeq and is a predicted model, not a curated record. The coding region runs from base 1 to 432 and encodes 143 amino acids.
AUGUCGCAUUUAGUUUUAAAACAGUUGGCACCUACAGCCCUCCUCUCCUUUUUUGACAUCUCCUUCAUUAAUGUGCUUCAACUUAGGUAUGACUUUUUAUUUCAGACAAAUCUUCCUAUUUUCAAGCUAAAGGAAUCUACUGUUAGAAGAAGAUACAGUGACUUUGAGUGGCUACGAAGUGAAUUAGAAAGAGAGAGCAAGGUUGUAGUUCCCCCACUUCCUGGGAAAGCGUUUUUGCGUCAACUUCCUUUUAGAGGAGAUGAUGGAAUAUUUGAUGACAAUUUUAUUGAGGAGAGGAAGCAAGGGCUGGAGCAGUUUAUAAACAAGGUCGCUGGUCAUCCUUUGGCACAGAAUGAACGUUGUCUUCACAUGUUUUUACAGGAUGAAAUAAUAGAUAAAAGCUAUACUCCAUCUAAAAUAAGACAUGCUUGAAAUUUGGCAAGAGGCAAAAACGUGACCCUUAAUGAUUCAUGUGCACUGGUGAAGACAUUCUAACUAUCCUUUAGCAUGCUGCACAGAAACUGGUAUAACAUGCCUUCCGUAUAGUAACACUCGCGUGCUCGGUUUUGUUUGGCAGUUGACAAGUUAAUUUGCUUUAGUGAAAAUCUCUCAUUCCAGCCUUUCUAUAUAAAUAAGCUCUUCCUUGCUGAUUUUGUGUGGUAUACACAGACCUUCCUCUAUAAUCUGCAGUGUCCUAACUAAAGAUUCUGACAUGGUCUUAUUUGCACAGUUUUUGUGUCAUGUUUGCUUCUUCACUCUAAUUAA